This is a messenger RNA of Vollenhovia emeryi, 3041 nucleotides long. RefSeq names its product nicastrin (gene Nct). Gene Ontology annotation, biological process: Notch receptor processing; protein processing. The record is from RefSeq and is a predicted model, not a curated record. Gene Ontology annotation, cellular component: membrane. The transcript has 8 exons. Bases 354 to 2276 code for a protein of 640 amino acids. NCBI's taxonomy places the organism in Eukaryota, Metazoa, Arthropoda, Insecta, Hymenoptera, Formicidae.
GAAUUCGUUUAUUCGCUCAAUGUGGACGUAGCUUACCACGGUAAAGGAACAAAGUUGGCUGACAACGACAGUUUUAUGGAGCACUCGUAACUAUUCUCUUGUGUAUAAAUUGUUCAAAGUUUUUCUUUCGGAUAAAUCCGAGUAAUUUCGUUUCCGCGCGAGAGUUUUAACGAACGAUUCUAACCAAAUAUCAGUUCUAACCAGAGUAAACGCCACCAUGACUCACGCGCUGUGUCAUUAUUAAUUGUUUUCAUAUUUUGCGGUUCGAAAUGUGUCGCAACAGCACCAGGUAAUGCCCCAAAAUUCUAGUCGAAUCACGUAAAUCUCGAGUGCAAGCAGUAUAUCAGCGGAAUAUGGCAGUGGAAAUGUGGAAGCUCGUUUUGGCAGUAGUCAUCAUAAAUUCAGCGACCUCCGAGAGAAUUAAGGACAUGAUAUACAUGCCCUUGGAGGGAGUAGCUGGGUGUUUUCGAAGGCACAACGGCACGCAUCAAUUCGGAUGUUCCUCCAGUAGAUCGGGAAGUGUGGGCGUAGUGCACCUGGUUGAGGUGGGCGACGAUAUCGCUUGGAUAGAAAGGAAUGCCACUGCCGGCCCGUACACCGUGGUCCUACCGUUCGCGAUGUUCAGUAGAACCACGCUCGUGAGACUCAGGAAUACGAACAACAUAAACGGCGUACUGCUCACGAAGAACAUCAGCCACGAACGUCCGCUGGAAUAUUCGCCGGAGGACUCGUGCCCGAAUCGAUACUCCGGUUACAAGGGGUGCAACGAGACGAGCCCGUGGAAUCCUCUCGGGUCGGCGUUGCUCAUGGAAGACUGGCCGUUUCCUAUGUUCUACACAGAGAAUCAGACGAUCCUGGAGGCCAUAAAGACCUGCUUCUGGGCGCACAAUGCGCACGACCUCGAGACGCAGUACCAACGAUCCCUCUGCGCGAUAGAGAUGAAGUCGUUCAUGUACGCCGCCGUCAACUCGGAAUCCUGCAUAAAGCGCACGGACUUCAUGAUGAACUUCAAUCCGACGCAGUUCUGUGACCCGCUCGGGGACAGGAAUGUACACUGGCCGCUGGCGCCCCUCGACGAGAACAAUAAUAAUACGGUGAUAAUGGUGACGGCACGGCUGGAUGCGUCGUCGUUGUUUGACGGUAUGUCGCCCGGCGCGGGUAACGCCGUGACGGGACUGGUCACACUGCUCGCCACUGCGUACUACCUGAAUCUCUUGAACGCCACCGUCGACAAAACGAACGUCGUGUUCUCUCUGCUGAACGGAGAGGCGUUCGAUUAUAUAGGAUCCAGUCGUAUGGUGUACGACCUGAAGCAGGACAAUUUUAAUGCCCUCGGUGGAACCAAUUUGAAAUUCGACGACAUCCAGAGCGUGAUCGAAUUCGGCCAGCUGGGCAAGGGAGAGCUAUUUCUUCACAGCAACGGCGAGAGCGACGUGAUACACCGUUUGAAGCGCGCGUUGAAUGCCACGGUUCUAGACGGGAGCGUUCCACCCACGUCCGUGCAAAGUUUCCUGGAGGCGAAGCCGGAUCUGACGACCGUCGUCAUAAGCAAUCACGGCGGACAGUUUAAGAAUCGAUAUUACAACAGUAUCCUGGACGACGCGGAGAGCCUCGGCUUUGACAAAAACGAUACUAGCACGCUUGCAUCAGAUUUAGCGAAAAUUGCUCUUCAGGUUGCGAAUGAGCUUUACCGAGCGGUGACGGGCGAGGCGCCGCAGCCCGCCGAUCUACCGAUAUCCCUGGAGAAGCUCACCGCGGAAAUGCUAUAUUGUUAUAUGGAGAGCGCCAAGUGCACUCUGUUUCGCGCGGCUUCGGCGCCCAAUGCCAAAUUGAUCGAUCAGGUCCUGCCCCUGUACGUCGGGGUGCACAGGGCGCUUAACAUUGCAACGACCCUGACGGGCCAGCUUUUGGCCUACCUGACGGGCGAGAGGCUCCACGAUAUGAACGAGACGACGUGCCACGAAAAUCGGCUCGCUUGGAUGGGCGGUCAGAACUUUUCGGGCCUGUGUAUCAAUUCGACCGUCAAUUACAGCACGGCUGUAAGCCCCGCGUUUAUCAUCGAGGGAUACGACAUGAAAUCGGGCGUCUACUCGACUUGGACGGAAUCUAUAUGGCAAACCUUAAGCGUUAGAAUGUUUCUCAAACCAGCGGCGGCGACGGAACGUUUCAGCAUGAUUCUGGGUAGCUUGGUCGCCGGUUUCUCCUUUGUGUUGGUGUGGUUGAUCAACAGUCGUGCUGAUGUACUAUUUAAUUCGAGGAGAACCGUUGAUUGCUAGGGAUACGCCGCGGACCACAUAUCAAUGACCGGGUUGGAUAAUCAUCGAGAAAAUCAAGAUGUUCCGGUAACUAGCCUUUAACCGUAUGUGUGGUACGCCCUCGGACGAUUUUUUAUACCCCGAAAAAAAUACCCGGAUGUGUCUCGCUUUAUCAUCUUUACAAUUACCUUAUUUAUCAUCAUCGUCUCCAUCGACAGUGGUUCAAUUGGGAAAAAUCUCGAACGUAUCUUUGAUACCCGAUGGCGAGAUGAAUCUUUCCUUCACUUUCUCCACGAUAUCUAUAUUAAUUAUUUAUGAAGUUACGUACCAAAAGAGACAUUAGAGAUGACUGAAACGGGUAGCUCGAUAAGUUUAACAAUUUGUAUUGUGUAUGCGUGUAUAUAAGGUAUGAAUGUGUAUACAAGGUAGUCGCGCUGAUACAUAUAAGAUUUUUUUAAUAAAAUUUACGUAAAAGUGCUAUAGCUACUUUAGCGAGUAAAAUUCGUGUAACGUUAAAAAGGUCGAGAUACGGAUCGGUAGCGGAGAAGUGUGUCCCUUUCUCUCUCCCCUUUUCUUUCCUUCAACUUUGGUUUUUAAGGGGCAAAGGAUACAGGAUGUUUUUUUUCGUCACAAAUAUUAAAUCUCGAGUGCAUAUUUCCCUAAUCACUUUCACUUUAUACAAUGUAUCGCUCUUCGCCGCAGCAACGGUGUAGAAAUAUAUCGACAGUAUUGAAAACAAAUGGCAUCUUACAUAAUUGCGGUAAGAAUAAAAAGGGGAUAAUGCAA